UGUCUCUGACAUCUUGUGAUCACAAGACUUCUCCGUUUUUGAGUUUUCUGUCAAGGUAGAAAUUGGAGAAAAAAGGCCGUCCCUUUUCGGGAUCUCCUGGUUUAAAAGCUCCAUCCGACGAAAACCACCAUCAAGAUGAGAUAUUUCCUGACGUACCUGUUUGUGUUGCUGUUGUCGCUCGCCAUACCCAUAUUUUCGUUAUACUAUCUUCUAAAUGGAAAGGGUGAGCAGAUCAGUUUCGGAUGGUUCCUGGAGCACACGUCUCCCUACAUGUGGGGGACGUUGGGAAUAGCGUUCGCCGUGUCGUUCUCGGUCGUGGGCGCCGCCAUGGGGAUCCACACCACCGGAGUGAGCAUAGUGGGUGGUGGUGUCAAAGCGCCUAGAAUUAAGACCAAGAACUUGAUCUCCGUUAUUUUCUGUGAAGCUGUGGCGAUUUACGGUCUGAUCACAGCCAUCGUGCUGUCGGGCAUGUUGGAGCAGUACAAAGAGCCGUUCUUGGAUAUAUCAAUCAAGCAAAACAACUGGAUGGCUGGAUACGUGAUGUUCGGAGCUGGUCUGGCCGUGGGACUGGUGAACUUGUUCUGCGGCAUCUCUGUCGGGAUCGUGGGCUCCGGGGCGGCGCUCGCGGACGCAGCCAAUGCAGCGCUGUUUGUGAAGAUCCUGAUUGUGGAAAUCUUUGGGUCUGCUAUUGGUUUGUUUGGCCUUAUUGUGGGCAUUUAUAUGACGUCGAAAGUGAAAAUGGGCAACCAGUAACUUAAGAAGAAAGUCAUACUUGAAUUUAAGUUACACGAGCACUGGUAGUCCUACCCCAACCUUGACCUGACCCAACGCAGCCAGUGCUUGAACAAAAAUAUAUUUAUUUAAGAAGCAACAUAGCUUUGAAUAAGUGUUGGACUUGUAUACUAUAGGAUCUAUACUUCAGAAUGCUGUAUCACAGAAUUGGUGCGAGACUUACAAUUAUUUUCUGUUUGUAUAAUGUUGAUUACCUUAGCACUUACUCAGAAACAUAUUUUUUCACACCUCUUUUGAUAAUACUGUCAAUGUAAUUAUUUUUAACACAGUACAGAAUUUUUGUACUGCGAUUACUGUACUGUAUGCCAAAUAUUUAGUAUGACUAUGAAAGUCUAAGAACACAUACCCAAAAGUAAUUCAAUCAUAUUGUAGCUAAUAUAUUUAUCUACAACUUAUAUUGUGAAUAUGAAAAUGAAGUUUGAAAUUUCUUAAAAUAUUUAACAAUUUAGGUACAUUUGUAUUGUGCUACGUAAUAACUAAGAGUAUUUAUUUAUCUUAAAUUCAUAUAAUUUACAAUCAAUUAACUUUUCAUUCUGCAUUUUGUGCUAAGGUUUAAGAUGUUUAAUUUUACAGUUUAGAUAGUAUUGGAUUGUUAUUAGACAACUUUGAAUUAUAUAACCAAUAAAUAAUAGUUUUUGAAUACCAUAUCACAGUGUCCUAUAUUAAAUUGACUAGAUAUAAUAGUGCAUUUUAUAUAAUAUAUUUUGUGUCAUUGUUGUAUUUUAUAAUAAUAUUUCAAACAUCCUAUAUCAGGCCGUGAAUUAAUGUCAAAUUUCAUAAAAUCCUUAUUAUGCAUUUAACUCAGUAUUAUGAUAUUAACAAAUGUCAUAGUUACCUUGAAUUUGUGUUUACAAAUUAUGUGAGUAAAGUUUAACAUCAGAUAUAUAAUUGCAAUAUUAUUUAAUAACAUUUGUAUGGAGAAACUUUUAAUUUUAAUUAAAUAAUGUCACAAAAAUAUUUUACAUGUCCAAAGUAUUAUGUCAUGGGAUAGCACCCAGGGUGGAUGCACUGAUGUAUGUAGUCAUUUUGUUUAAGGCUUAAACAUUCCAUGAAAUGUUAAUACAACAUUUGUGAACGCUUUGAUUGGUAAUAGCCUGUGUAUAUAUAAAUAAAUGACACUUAUGUAAUAAUUGUUUUUUGCCGUUUGAGAGUACAAUCGCAAAAUGUACAAUCUGUAAGGUAGAGGAAGUUUAUUUGUAUAUCAUAUAGUCUCUUCUCCUUCUCCUGUAGUCACAGGUUCUACUAUUAUGAGACGACAUGUCUUGUAGUAUUUUUUUUCACUUCCUUAAAAUAUGUCCUAACUCCCUUAGAUUGAGAAUAAUAAUGUUUUGUCUGUUUACAACCAUUUAGUUGUAACUGUUGGAUAUAAAAAUAAGUAUCAUAUCAUUCAUGAAUGUAAGUAAAUACAUUAACUUGAAAUUCUAGAAUUGUGCUCCAGAAACUAAACAACUUUUUAUCGGAAAUUUGUCAUUUUUAAUGAAACUUAUUGUUAUUUGUAAAUAUUAGUUUGCUUCUUUGAAUUAUAAUGAAAAUAAGAUGUUUCGUAAUUUAUUUCUAUUUUAUGUCCAUAUUAAUUAAAAAAAAAUAUUUUUAAUAAAUUGAAUCACAGAUUAAAGGUUUAAGACUCACUAGUUUUGCUAUAAAAAUAUUGUCAUGUGCAUAGUGUAAGUAGACUGAUAAAUCGGCACUUAUUGCAAAAUCGGCUACUGAAGAUCUAUUUGUACACUAACAGCCGUUUUCAAUAACCUAUCUAUCCGCCAUUUCGCUUACAAAAGUUAAAAAAAUCUAUCUUUCUGUUCUUAUCUGCUUUUCAAUAACCUACUGACAGAUAGUUUGACUAUAUAAAGAUAGUUUGGCUGUUCCUGAUAAUCGAGGAUAGGAUCCGUGAUCUUGGGUAGGUUAUUGAAAACGGCCGUAAACGUCUCUUUUUCCUUUAAUCUUUGUAUGAGAUUAGCUGCCAUGUGACUGCUGCCUUUAUAGACAAGGAGCUAGCGUCACCCGUGGGCACAAAUUGUGCGCAAAUCGAACAGAACAAUCGAUGGAUGUAUUAUGGUAUCAGCUUAUGUACUGUUUACAGAAGCGUUUAUAAUUUAAAACAUAUUUGUGCAAAUGUAGAUAUUAUGUAUGUUGAUGAAUAAAUAGCUAAAAGUUU
Messenger RNA from Bicyclus anynana (squinting bush brown), 2944 nucleotides. It is a transcript of the gene VhaPPA1-1, whose product is annotated as V-type proton ATPase 21 kDa proteolipid subunit c''. Gene Ontology annotation, molecular function: proton-transporting ATPase activity, rotational mechanism. The transcript has 2 exons. NCBI's taxonomy places the organism in Eukaryota, Metazoa, Arthropoda, Insecta, Lepidoptera, Nymphalidae. The coding region runs from base 136 to 753 and encodes 205 amino acids. Gene Ontology annotation, cellular component: proton-transporting V-type ATPase, V0 domain. Gene Ontology annotation, biological process: proton transmembrane transport. The record is from RefSeq and is a predicted model, not a curated record.